Molecule: messenger RNA, 1597 nt
Organism: Paralichthys olivaceus (Japanese flounder)
Lineage: Eukaryota; Metazoa; Chordata; Actinopteri; Pleuronectiformes; Paralichthyidae
Source: RefSeq, a predicted model, not a curated record
AAGAAAAAAGGAGGGAGGGAUUUAUUACUCAUAUUCGUCCUUUACAUUUCUUGAGCACAAGGGCUGUCACAGUUUUUCUCUUUGUCUGGAUGAGAUGAAGAGACGGCCACGCUCUAACCUCUGAGCUGAUUGAAACUGAAGAUAGAAAGUGAAGGAGACACCAAUUCGAUAUUAAUGUGGAGCAAAUUUAAAAAGACUGAGGACUCACUGGACGAUCAGACUCGAUGCUUCUCUUACUGGAGUGAAGUACCGUCACAGAGGAACGUCUGCAGGAGAUGAGGAACAUGAUGUUGAUUUCUGCCAUAGUUUUCUUCUUGGUAUCUGAAGCGUGGAGCCUCGACCCAGGAACUAAUCAAAGCACCUCUGUGACCUCCAGGAUUUAUGUUGUCAGAAAUCUAAUGUUCAACUUGGGCAGUGACGUGAACCUGACCUGCAGUGACAGGGAGUGGAACAACACCAUCUAUGUAAUUUGGAAAAUCCAGCACAAAAACUGUGAGAUCUCCUUCAGCAACAUUACGGGCGAGAAGCUAGACUCCUGCAACGAUAGCAAGUCUCUCAGGAACCCCUCCAGGGCUCAGUCGUACCUGCACAUCCCAAACCUCUCCGCCGCUGACGAGGGGGUCUACAAAUGUGAUUUUGUUUUCUUCGGUGGGGAAGAGAGCUAUAAGAUCAACGUGGCCAUCACAGUUCCUCCCAGUUUGUCAGCCUGGAUAGAGCACAGCAAGGACAAGAUGGUGGCAGUGUGCAGAGCUGAAGGAGGAAAACCUGCAGCCAACAUCAGCUGGACUCACAGCAGAGACUCGCAGUCUGUGGAGACGCGUGUCUCAGACGAACUCAUUACAGUGGAAAGUCGUCUGGAGCUCGACGAGGGCACAGACACGCAGAACCUGUCCUGUGCUGUCAGGCACCCGUACUGGCAACAGGAGCAGAUUCUGACGCCAAAACUCAGAAAAGAUUACGUUCCUUUUCUGCUCAUCCUCAUUGGUGUGGUUAUCAGUGUGCUUUUGGUGGGAUUUGCAGUUUUUGCACAAAAGAAAAUCAUAAUGUUGAGGCGAUGCCACCGGUCUGUCUCAUCAUCAUCCAAAUCUCCACCGAUAGAGGAUGUGGAGGAAGUGGAACCUUAUGCCAGCUAUGUUCAACGUGUGAACUCGAUCUAUAACUGAGCUGCACGUUUGUUCACACUUCAAUGCACGUGGCUCUUUUUGAGGGUCUGAAAGAAGAGAAAAGGAGAGGUGGAGGAGAAGCAGUUAAAGAAAGAGAAGUUAGUCUUUCGAUGAGGGAGGAGAGCCUCUCACCUCCUUCCUGACAAACACUCGACUGAUGGAACAGGGGAGCACCUCAUGUCUCGUACCGGCUCCAAAACAUGCAGCCCAUUGCUCUGUGUGUGUGUGUUAUAUUAUAUUAUUAUUAUUAUUAAUAACUUUUAGCUGAACUCUUCAGCCGGACGUGUCAGACUACAGAACUACAGACUGUUGAUGUUGCUGAUGAAAUACAGGAGCUGUAAUUCGAUGUUAUAAUAAUUUGUACAUUAACAGAGAUUAUCAUCUUUUAUCUUUUAAGAUUCUUACUGCAGUAGUGAUAAGUAAAGGAUACUCGU